UCCUUUAUGAAAAGGGCUUAAAUUAUUGAGCCAGCAGUUCGUAGGUCUAGGUCAAUGCUAUAUUUAUUAAUAGAAUUCAGUAUCCAAAGAUUAAGGACAAGUUGUGUGAUUAUUAAGAAAUAUCGAAGAAAGAAGAUCUGGCAUGUGCUUACCAUAUUUAAAUCUGCAAACCAUAUUUGCAUCAUGCCUUUCUAAUCUACCUCAUCAUCAUCUUAUUCAUCUUCUUUCCUUUUAAAUCUUCGUACACUUCAUGUUUCACAAGUCAUUGAUACGAAAUCACUUAAGUGUCAUUUAUUCAUACAUCUUCUUAGCCAGUUGAAGUGUGUAAGCUGAACCACAUUGAUACGAAAUCACUUAAGUGUCAUUUAUUCAUACAUCUUCGUACACUUCCUUCAAAGACGAGUAGUCAUGGAUGUCAAUGUUGAAAGUGGAGCAGAAAAAAUACUUGAGGGAAAAUUCAAAGCAAUAGCAAUUUGCUUCGUUCUUGGAAUUGGAUCCCUUGUUUCCUGGAACAGCAUGUUGACGAUAGGAGAUUACUAUUACAUACUGUUUCCCAAAUAUCAUCCUGCAAGGGUACUCACACUGGUCUAUCAACCAUUUGCAAUUGGGACAAUGAUAAUCAUGGCAUACUAUGAGUCGAAGAUCAACACUAGAAUACGAAAUUUGGCUGGAUUUGCUCUCUUCUUUGUUAGUACUUUCCUUGUUCUUGUGGUGGAUCUAGCAACAUCAGGGAAAGGUGGAAUUGGACCUUAUAUUGGUAUAUGUGUGCUAGCUGCUUGCUUUGGAAUAGCAGAUGCUCAGGUUGAAGGUGGCAUGGUAGGAGAUCUGUGUUUUAUGUGCCCUGAGUUUAUCCAGUCCUACCUUGCUGGUUUGGCAGCAUCAGGGGCUCUAAUUUCUCUUUUGAGAAUUCUGACCAAGGUGGCUUUCGAGAAAUCUAAUAAUGGACUUCGCAAGGGAGCAAUAUUAUUCUUGGCUAUCUCCACAUUCAUCGAGUUAGUUUGUAUAGUCCUGUAUGCAAUCUGCUUCACCAAAUUGCCCAUAGUGAAAUAUUACCGUUCAAAAGCAGCGUUAGAAGGAUCAAAAACUGUUUCAGCUGACCUUGCUGCUGCGGGCAUUCGAACAAAGACUGAUGAUGAAGUUGGAUUUGAUAACAAACAACAAGAAGAGAGGUUGGGCAACAAACAGUUAUUUCUUCAGAACAUUGAUUAUGCACUUGACUUAUUUCUUAUAUAUGCGAUAACAUUGUCGAUCUUCCCUGGAUUUUUGUAUGAAAAUACUGGAACACAUCAGUUAGGCACGUGGUACCCAGUUGUUUUGAUUGCUAUGUAUAAUGUGGUGGAUUUUAUAUCAAGAUAUAUUCCCCUUGUGCCAUGGCUGAAGUUGGAAUCAAGAAAGGGUCUACUAAUAGCAACACUUGCUCGAUUCUUGCUGAUCCCAGCGUUCUACUUCACAGCAAAAUAUGGUGACGAAGGAUGGAUGAUCUUGCUUGUGUCUUUCUUAGGACUAACCAAUGGUUAUCUCACAGUUUGUGUACUUACUGUGGCACCAAGAGGUUACAAGGGUCCUGAGCAGAAUGCUUUGGGUAAUUUGCUUGUUUUGUGUCUUUUAAGUGGCAUAUGUGCUGGAGCUGUUCUUGACUGGUUGUGGAUCAUAGGUAAAGGAUCAUUCUGAAGAAUCAUACACCAAAUGUAUGUAUAUUCAUUGCUAUUGUUAUUGCCGAACCCUCAGUCGGUUUCUUUGACCUUGUAGUUUCAAUCUUCAUAAAUCAAUAUGUACAGGUCUUGCAUUGAA
This is a messenger RNA of Cajanus cajan (pigeon pea), 1791 nucleotides long. Lineage: Eukaryota; Viridiplantae; Streptophyta; Magnoliopsida; Fabales; Fabaceae. The record is from RefSeq and is a predicted model, not a curated record.